Messenger RNA from Cantharellus anzutake, 645 nucleotides. RefSeq lists its product as uncharacterized. Lineage: Eukaryota; Fungi; Basidiomycota; Agaricomycetes; Cantharellales; Hydnaceae. Gene Ontology annotation, molecular function: nucleic acid binding; exonuclease activity. Gene Ontology annotation, cellular component: nucleus. The record is from RefSeq and is a predicted model, not a curated record. The transcript has 5 exons. The coding region runs from base 19 to 477 and encodes 152 amino acids.
GAUUAUUUCGGGAAUACUAUGUUCGAUGCCCUCGUCCUCCCUACUGCCCCAAUUACGAACUAUUUCAAAGAAACUACUGGCUUUGAACCAACUCAUUUUACCCCUCAAAAUGCCUCCCAUUUCACGCGUGCCCAGGAUAUCGCAGGGAUGCUCCUCAAGGGCAAGAUAAUUGUCGGAUACCAGCUUUGGCUUUCUUUGAGCGCUCUGGGACUCUCCCAUCCGGCCGAUCAGACUCGAGACUGUGGAACCUACUUCCCAUUUCAAACCGCCAUCACCCCAGGUGAGGACGGUUUCAAAUCGUUGAUUAGACACUUCAUGAAGUGGACGAUUCGGGAUGUCCUCACCAACACUGUCGAGGAUGCGCGCGCUGCCAUGGACCUCUUUCGAUCCGUAGAAGUUGAUUGGGAGGCGCUAAUCGCCAGGAUGGUUUGGCCGUGUCUGCUUCCUCCCCCCGAAUAUUUGAAUUGCUAUUCGUAGGGGGAUGUCGGUCAUUUUGUUCAUCACGGCCAUCUAUAGAUUAUCCGACCCUCCAUCGGUGCUAGUCUAAAUGUUCCAUAUAUGUAUAAGCCUUGCUGGAAUCAGCCGACCUCACACUAGGCAGGUGACCAGCCUCUAUCAAGGUAUAUAAUAUGGACGAAGUUAUUG